AUGGAGAUGCAAAGUCUAAUCAGAUAUGGGGAACAAUCAGCUACGCAGCUCGGUCUGCUAAGUGUUCUCAAUCGACAACGCCUGAACACCCUAUCCGAUUCCCAGGCAAAGCUUUCAGCCAAUAGAGAGGACUUGUUGAUCGAGCGGGAAAGAGUGAGAGCAACUGGCCGCAAGGUUCAACAAAAGCGGAUAGAUGCUGGCAAUGCAGAAGCCAAGUUUAUGAGACAGCUGAGUGAGUUUGUCAACAAUUACCCUGGAGAGCUUUCGAGAGCGCUCUUGGCCGCCUACAACGACGUCAGAGAAACACGAGAUGAUCUGGGUGAGAUGGAGGACGACUACCUUCGAGCCGAAAGCGAUCUCACUGGCGCGGAAUGGACAUUCGUCGCCCACGAGACCCAAUUCUACCAGUUCGAUAUCAACAGCAUUUUCUCAGAGCCAGACAGCGAACAGCUCGCUUCUCCACACAGCAGAAGUCUUGAAACCUCACACCAUCUACCACUCUAUCAUAUACCACCUUGCCCUACAGGAUCGUUGUCUCCCAGUCAAGUCUUGAGGCUACCACCGCCACCACCUCCGCAAUUUGCUCGUUCGCCACCACCUUUGGCAUUCGCUACUUCUCCUGUUGCAGCCCAGCCUCCGCUCGUUCAAGUUGAUCGAGAAUAUGCUGCUAUGAUGGCAGGGGUCGAGACUUUGAAGAAGGAAUUUGACAAGGUGCGGCAGACACAUGCCAGUACUAUUACUUGGGAUGAGGGAGAUGAUGUGUUCUUCCCGGAAGGAGAUGGGCUUCCUGAUAGUAAUCUCACAACCUCUGCAAGCGAGUUUGGGGACAUGGUAUACGAACUCUCCACCCGGAGAGCCAAAGCGGAGCAAUACAAAGCUGAAGAGAUAUUUCCGGUGCUGGCUGCGUCACGUUUGGCGAGACGAGUCUCUGAUCCGGCGAAUCCAUACAGAAAUGUACCCGAAGAUUCGACUGCAAUGAGACGAACUCAAACUGAAAGCGCCGCUGCAUCCAUGCGAAACAAUGCCUCUGUAAGAGAGAAGAUUCGAGCAUGGUCCCUGACGCACCUCAAGGAAGAUGCUGUGCAAAAGCGCCUGUAUCUAAACACCCUUGCACACUACGGGAUAGCAAGUCCCACUGAAGGUGAUUGGGCGCUUCGAGCAACACAAUUCUGGAGUCACGAUAGCCUCGUCGAGAGCGAAACUGCGGAAGACUGCAAGACAGCUUCCGUUAACGAGAUGGAGUGUAAUCCCGGGUCACUUCCCGAUCUGAAUGCUACGCCGAAUACAAUUGUCUUUCCGUCAAUGCAACAUCCUCUCGACGAUGUGUCACACUCUAUCGCCCAACCAGCUCCCAGUCCGGAGGUUCAGCAACGGCACAGGACUCAAGAGAGUGGUGACGACGACUCAUCGACAUCGUUCUCGCAGCUGUCACAAUCAUCAGAUUUUGAUGACGACAGUCCGAAGACGCCCUCAGAUAGACUUGGCGUGGUUGAGGAACCUUCCAAAGCCGAGGACCGUGAUCCAGGAGAUGUUAUCCCAGUCGAAGUCGCAUGUUCCUGUCCGGUGGAAUAUGGCGAUGCCGCCCAACGAAAGGACAGUGUUCAGAGUACGAACAUUGAGCAUCACAUCAGCUGCGCUAGGUAUAACCAGGAGGUCAAGACACGAGUCUCCUCGCAAGUGUCAAACAAUAUCGGAACGAAGACGGAUGCUUCAGUAGUUGGCGAUUGUCAUGGCCCGACACAAGAGGAAGAUUUCUUGGUACCUACGCCAUUCAAUGCAAACUCCGAUCCCGCAAGUGGUGCAUGCGUUCAAUCAAGAUCCAAUACUACUGCGCAGCUUACUUCGGCAAAUCCAUGGGUACACACCGUAGCGCUGUCGACACCCAACGACAUGGGCAAUCUCCAAUUUACCGAUGCUUUGAACAGGCCUGAUUCUCGGCCACCCCUUACACAACGGAGAAGUUCUGGCAAUCGGCUUAAGGAGUGGCUUUCCUCGGUCAAGAAACUGCGCAGUAAAAGCACUCCCACGAUCGCGAUGCAUCACUCCGGAGCUCGUACAAGAAAGCAGUCAGUGGCAUGA
This is a messenger RNA of Alternaria ethzedia, 2079 nucleotides long. RefSeq lists its product as uncharacterized. The transcript has a single exon. The record is from RefSeq and is a predicted model, not a curated record. NCBI's taxonomy places the organism in Eukaryota, Fungi, Ascomycota, Dothideomycetes, Pleosporales, Pleosporaceae. The coding region runs from base 1 to 2079 and encodes 692 amino acids.